AUGUCAACAGAACCAACAGCGGUAGGCAUCGACAGUAGUGGAGCGAUGACCAGUGGUGCAACGGGGCUUGAUUGUGGAGUGAUCUUCACGGCUUCCAUGGCAGUGAGGAUUUUGAAUUGCAGCGGCAGUGGUUGGGAGACACUAGUCGGCGCGGCAAGAGGGAACGACGACAACGACAACGACUGUACAGGCUUUGCGCCAACAGCAUCUUCUUCCUCGUCCUCUACAAACUCGACUAGAGCUUCAGCUUGCGACGGUGGCGGUGCGGGUACUAUAGGUGGGAUGGCGAUCUCCGCCUUUUCCAUGGCGGCCAGGGUCUCAACUCGCAGCUGCGUUGGUGUUGUUGCUGACAUGUGUUUGUCAUAUGAAGCAAUCAUCUUGCCGCAGGUAGCGAUGACACUGUCUAGCAUUUGGAUUGCCUGA
Linum trigynum is the source of this 423-nucleotide messenger RNA. Lineage: Eukaryota; Viridiplantae; Streptophyta; Magnoliopsida; Malpighiales; Linaceae. The record is from the annotation of a GenBank genome assembly.